Messenger RNA from Puntigrus tetrazona (Sumatra barb), 2379 nucleotides. RefSeq names its product protein kinase, interferon-inducible double stranded RNA dependent activator (gene prkra). The transcript has 8 exons. Bases 102 to 965 code for a protein of 287 amino acids. NCBI's taxonomy places the organism in Eukaryota, Metazoa, Chordata, Actinopteri, Cypriniformes, Cyprinidae. The record is from RefSeq and is a predicted model, not a curated record.
GAAGAGGCUCUGGCGCAGAAGGCGGGGCUUAGCGCCAGUAUUCUCGAAUCCUAUUGGCCAGCGUUCUUCCAUCCACGCAGAAGCGGCAUUCUCCAGCAAUAAUGGCCGAGUCUCAAGUCAGCAUGGCUCAUCAGCGCUGUCAGGAUAAAACGCCCAUCCAGAUCCUGCACGAAUACGGCAUUAAAAUCGGCAGCGCGCCUGUGUACGAGCUCCUCCAGGCCGACGGAGACACGCACCAGCCCUCCUUCAUGUUCAGCGUCGCUAUAGCAGACAUCACGUGCAAAGGGCGAGGGUCCACUAAAAAGGCUGCUAAACAUGAAGCUGCGGAAGCCGUUUUGAAAUUACUGAAACGAGACACCCAUCUAAAUGAUCAGAGAGAUGGUAUUUCUCCCGAAGCCGGUGACGCCUCCAAUCCUGUGGGAGUCCUGCAGGAGCUGGCCAUGCAGAGGGUGUGGUGUCUGCCGGAGUACGUGGUGUGUCUGGAGUCGGGGCCCGAUCACAUGAAGGAGUUCACCGUUACCUGCCGCCUGGAGGGACUGGAGGAGUCAGGCUCCGGCAGCUCCAAAAAACUGGCCAGACGCGCGGCGGCCGAACGCAUGCUGGGGAAACUGCAGAGCCUGUCCGGAUCUCCCGAGAUCACGUGGAGCCCGCCGUCUCGCGUGUAUGUGGAGAGCUUACGGCAGUCCAUGGGGGAGAAGAUAUCCCUCCUGAGGAGGACGCCGCUCAGCAUCCCGAACACGGACUACAUUCAGAUGCUGCUGGAGAUCUCACUGGAGCUGGGCUUUCAGGUCACGUACAUAGACAUCGAUGAGCUGACGGUGAACGGUCAGUACCAGUGUUUGGUGGAGCUGUCCACUCGGCCGGUGACGGUGUGUCACGGUACAGGGAUGACCAGCAGUAACGCUCACAACACCGCAGCACAUAACGCCCUGCAGUACAUCAAGAUGGUGGCCAGUAAACACUAACAGCAGCUCUGGGAUCAGCGUGACCGUGCAACCAGUGGACACCUUCUGCUGUAAGAGACCCGACUCUAUGCAGAAAAUAAAUCCUUUUCUGGGUUACCAUGCUGAGUUCAUUCUUGGAUGCUACGAAGCACUACAUCUGCAACCACUUCUGCAGUUAACCUCUAACUGGAUUCAGUCAGAUGUUUUUGUGAGCAUUGAUGAGCAUCUGUUUUUGCUUCAUGAAUCCAUUGUAAACACCAUAUUAGGUUUUUUUUUUACUUUUUGUAAAUAGCUUACACCGUAACAGUUGUAGUCGAGGCAUACUCAUGUGGUCAAUAUUUAUAUGGUGCUUUACACUCCUUUUGAAAUGAAACUAAACUAUUGUCUAUGUUGGAAACGUUCUUCAGAACUAACAGCUCUCGUUUCAUUUGGGAAACACUGCCUUUAUAAUGCUUCGCUUAUUUACUGACCGUAUUGAUCGUGUAUGAAAACAUUUAUACACAAUACGUUCACUUAGAUACUCAAUGUAACGUAAGGAGGAUUUCUAAAAAGGUACAGUAUUACAGUACUUUUUUAAUAUAUUCUGAAUACGCAUAGAAGUCAAGCAAGUCACGUUUAUUUCUAUAACGCUUUAUACACUUCAGAUUGUUUCAAAGCAGAGGUAACAUUCAAGUCCGGCUGUAAAGCAGCUCUAACAAUCCAGGCCUUUCACAGAUCAAGUUCAGUUCAAUAACCUUAACAUGUAUAAAUCUGCGCUCAUACACUGUAUAUGCAGUGUGUUUUUUCCCAUGAUCACACACGUUUGAGUUCUACGACUAACUCCAAUGCACACUGAACAAGCAAAACGUGCAAGAAUACCAGUUUUGAAUCGUUUCGAGAGGCGUUUUAUUUGAUGUGAUAUACGCUAAAGGUUUCCCACGUUUUGUGGGCAGGUGUGUAUAAGUUUGCAAAAAUGAACAGCAGUUUAAAAAAAAGAUGUAGUUCAUUAUUUAAAGCUUUUCAGUGCGGUGUCCUGGGUUGCCAUGUGGUGGUUGGUCACAGGGUUUUCGGGGUGAACCAAUGAACCGAACAUUGCAUGUCAUAGAUUAUCUACUUUUGGCAAAAAAACGAAUCAAACUGUGAUAUAAUGCAUGCGAGUUGUUUUUUUUCCUCCCUGAGCUUCACUACACGCUAUGCCCUCUGCCCUAUGUCUGUCUGAGGAGCUCAAUCCAAGACUCAUGUCACGAAACAGGCACGAUCUGAGUCCCUCUGACCUUUUUAAGUUCAUGUUAUUUAUUGGGUCACUAAAAGCUUUUUGUAUGAAUUGAAUUUGAAAUGUCUCCUUUCAAAAACAUGUUACAAAUCAUCUUAUUUUCUGUCGAUGCCGCCUGUUUUGUCAUGUCCCUCAUGGUCUUCUAUGAAAGAAGGGAUAUGAAUAAUAAAAUUAGAAAAAGUC